Messenger RNA from Protopterus annectens (West African lungfish), 1348 nucleotides. RefSeq names its product SET domain-containing protein 4-like. Gene Ontology annotation, molecular function: transcription coactivator activity; histone H3K36 methyltransferase activity; histone H3K4 methyltransferase activity. Gene Ontology annotation, biological process: peptidyl-lysine trimethylation; positive regulation of transcription by RNA polymerase II; peptidyl-lysine dimethylation. The transcript is spliced from 6 exons. The coding region runs from base 1 to 687 and encodes 228 amino acids. The record is from RefSeq and is a predicted model, not a curated record. Lineage: Eukaryota; Metazoa; Chordata; Ceratodontiformes; Protopteridae.
AUGGAUCAUUGUGGACACUUAAUGAGACAGAAAGUAGAAAAGAGAAUUUGUGUUGCCAUUUUACAGCCUGCUGAUGGUGAGGUGCAUGCAGAAUUUAACAAUACUAGCAGGUGCUAUGAAAUUAAAGCAACACUGCCUUAUAAAAGAUAUGAUCAGGUGUUCAUUUGCUAUGGUCCUCAUGAUAAUCACCGACUACUUCUAGAGUAUGGCUUUGUUUCCAGCAAUAACCCACACAGUGUUGUGUACAUUGAAAAAGAUGUGAUUUUUGCUUGCCUUUCCAAAAAGGAUAAACAAAUAGCCCAGAAGAUGUCUAUUCUGAAGGAACAUGGCUUUUUGGAAAAUUUGACGUUUGAUUUCGAUGGACCAUCUUGGAGGUUGUUCACUGCAUUAAAAUUGCUUUGUCUUGAACCUGAGGAAUUCAAUCUUUGGAAGAAUGUUUUGCAUGGAGCAUCUGUUUCAGAAGGAAAUGAAAAGAAACGUUUAGAACUAGCAAAACGUAUCUGUUUACAUUUAAUACAUGAAAACCAGGAAGCAAUGCAAAAGGUUUCUGUUUUAAAGAAAGCAAGAAGCGAGCUUCAGGAACACCUCCAUAUGGUUGAAGCUCUGAGACUAGAAGAGCUAAGAAUUCUUCAGGCUUCAGCAGAAGUACUGGCUAACUUGACAUCAGUUGUGAGCAGCAUGACCUAAGAAAUGUGACCUUUGACUGAGUUCAUUGUUACUGUUAACUAUGUAAGAAGGGAGAUGCACUUGUUAGUAGUGUCAGCCUCAGUAAACUAUGCCCAUGAAGUCCAAGGAAAUGAAUAAGUGUUCACAGUAAGUAUCCUUAGAGUUUGCAAGCCAGAAUGCAGCAGCCUUAUUGCUGACCCUUUAACUGUACCCUCAGGUUGUUCAUACAGGUCAGUGCCUUUUCACAGACAGAUGGUAACUGAGGCAUUGUGUGAAGUAUGGCUGGCAACAGUAAAAAGAUUGAGCGAUGUUAGAAGAAGCUACUUCCAUACAGAGAGAGAGGCUUUCUUGGUUAACUGGAACUAGGUAAAGCACAAAAAGUUGAAUACACUCUUGGAGGAUUAGACCAACGUACUACAGUGCACAGAGCCACAGAUGGAGAGGACAGUUGGAGGAGUGUCAUUCAGCAGCAAAAAAGACAUCAUGGUCUCUCACAGAGGGACUUGCAUUUGAUUUUGCUGUCAUAUUAUAACAAGAUAUUUCAGAUUCAGCUGGGAACAGGCUCCACAGAAUAUAUAGCAUCCUGGUAGUUUUUAGAGUUGUUAUAAUGUUUUAUAUUGCCAGUUUGUACUGGUAAACAAAAGUGUUUUAUAAGGUAAAGCAAUAAAACUGUUUACUUUUU